CGAUCUUAUUAGGGUUCCACCAUGAAAACACGGCGGCGGAAGCUCUUGGAGGAUCGUCAAACCAUCGUUGGGCGAUCCAAUGCUGACGAGAACUCAUCGCCGAUGCCAAAUGAUCUCAUGUACGAAAUAUUCUUGAGAUUGUCGCCAAAAUACAUAGCGAGAUGCCGUUGCGUCUCGAAGCUAUGGUCUUCCAUACUUGACCAUCAAGAUUUCACGGAUCAGUUUCUGAAACAAUCUUCUCUUCGUCCUCGACUCUUGUUCGUCUGCCUAUAUGGCAGCAAAGUAUCCUUCUUCUCCUCGCCUCAGCCUCAAAACCCAGAUGAGAACACGCCUCCUACAACCGCCAGCCAUCAUAUGAGUUUACACUUAAAUGAUGUGUAUCAGAUACAUAGUCCUAUAAGUGGUUUGGUCGGUAUAGGAGAUUUCAGUAUCUUAAACGGAAGGAAAAGACCAGCGACGACCUCUGUGAUAUGUAACCCUAGCACAGGACAAUCCUGCACUUUACCGAGGAUAAAGACAAGGAAGAAGCAUGAGAUGAGAAGCUUUUUUGGGUAUGAUCCAGUUGGGAAGCAAUUCAAGGUCUUGUCAAUGACAUUGUCACAUGGUAACGCCAUCUCUGAGGAGCACCAUGUCCUGACGCUAGAAACUGGGAAACUUUCAUGGAGAUUGAUUGAAUGUUGUGUACCUCAUCAUCCAGAACAUGAAUCUGUAUGCAUUGAUGGUGUUUUGUAUUACAGAGCUGCACCCAACAUGUCUUCUUCCAUGGAUGAAUUUAUGAUAGUUUGCUUUGAUUUUAGGUCUGAGAAGUUCAGCUUUAUUAAAGCUACUGAACCUGGAGAAGUGCAUCGUGUACCAAGUCUGAAUCUGAUCAACUACAAGGGUAAAUUGGCUUCACUAAAGCCGAAUGGGUCUAAUUAUUUUUCUAGAGAAAAUACAAGUUUUGAGAUGUGGGUUUUGGAUGACCUAGAAAAAAAGGAGUGGUCCAAGCAUAGUUACCCACUUCCUCCUCAGUGGCAGAGUGUAGUUCCAAAUUAUAUUUUAAAGUGUGUUGGAGUGACUGGUUCAAAUGAAAUUGUGUUCUCAGAGGACAUUCCAUCCAACCCUUUCUAUGUUUUUUACUACAGUCUCGAGAAGGAAACUAUCAGAAGAGUUGAAAUCCAAGGAAUGGGAGGGUAUCUGAAACAUAGACUUUACACAUUUCUAAACCAUGUAGAGAAUGUGAAGGUUAUGAAAGAUGUUUUAUGACUUUAUAAUGGAGCUAGUUCGGCUGGCUCUAAGUUCUCAUCUUAUGGAUCACAUGAAUAUCUUACUAGCGCCCUUUAUCUUUCCGCUGGUUUUGUGUUGUUCUCUUGACUAUUAUAUGUAUGCAUGUUUUCUAAAUGCAUACCAUUUAUCCUGUGUUA
Raphanus sativus (radish) is the source of this 1403-nucleotide messenger RNA. RefSeq names its product F-box protein DOR-like. The transcript has a single exon. Gene Ontology annotation, molecular function: protein binding. Bases 22 to 1245 code for a protein of 407 amino acids. The record is from RefSeq and is a predicted model, not a curated record. Lineage: Eukaryota; Viridiplantae; Streptophyta; Magnoliopsida; Brassicales; Brassicaceae.